AUGCAUCACAACAGGCGCAAGAAGAAGCGGGUGAAUUACGGUGUUAGGGCUGUCGAGGUGAUCCGGGGCGCAAAGGGCUUCGGCUUCACGAUCUCGGGUCAGCAGCCAUGCAUACUGAGCUGCAUCGUGCAGGGCAGCCCAGCGGAGAACGCCGGUCUGCGGGCUGGCGACUACCUGGUCGCCGUCAACGGCCACAAUGUCAGCAAGGUGCCGCAUGAUGACGUGGUGCACCUGAUAGGCAACUCAAAGGGAGUGCUGCGAUUGCAAAUUGCCGAAAACUAUUACUCGGACUCGUCGGACGAGGAAGGUCUCGCCACGGUGAGAUCCAAGCCCAAGUACGCUCACAAGCCACGUGCCAGUAACGUCAGUGCUUUGCAGCUGCAAUGCAGAGCAGCGAAGGUGGUCAGAGAUUUGCAGAGCGGGGCGAUGUUUCAAGUCGGUGGUGCAGCGCUAGAGAAUAAAGAUCAUUACAGUAGUUACUCGGGUUUGCAGUACCGUUGGAACAUGACGAGCCCUCUUCCACCACCGCCGCCUCCAGUAUCUCACAAGCGUGAUUCUGAAAAGAUUGUACAUAGAACAGUUGUCGGAUAUCUCGGUACUAUUGAUAUACCGAAUCAGCUGCAUCCGUCGUGUAUGAUGCAGGUUCUGAGAAAAUGUAUUAAAAGACUGAAGGCAGAAAAGCGAAACCCAACUACCGUCCUUCUCACUAUUCACGUUGCCAACAUCAAACUUACAAAUUCGGAAAAUCGCGUCAUUGCCGAGUAUCCGUCGUAUCGUAUAAUAUUUUGUAACUCCUUCUCCGAGCAGGAUAAGCAAUAUUUUGGGAUAUUAACCAAGUCUAUGAAGAACACGGACGAUAUCGUCUCGAACUCGUGUCACGUUUUCACUAUUUAUUACAAGCUAAUCGAUCACCAAGUGCAUUCGAGCGUGUGUAACGUCUUUGGAUUCACAUGCACGAAAUCGUCGGAGCUGAACGUUUGCCAAGAAUUCCCUGAUAGUUGUACGAGCCUCAUCGGUGCCAUACAGACAUUGUAUAUAUCCGAUUGCACGAACGGAGAGAUGAAUCCGUAUAAUGAAGCACGCGUACGUCUGGACACUGCUUCUCCGCAACCGAGUAACGUCAGCACGUCCACCGCUCAUUCAAGCAACAGUGAUUCUGGAAUUGGCUUUAAAGAUGACUAUGGCAGCUGCUCGGGCAAAAACACGGCAAACGCGGACUGCGCUCGAAGAAGGCAGUGUCCUAAUAUGCAAUAUAAGAAUGCGAGAUCAUCCAGAGAUCAGUCGGUGAACGAUGCCGCGGGUCAUCGACUGACGGUACGCGCGACAUCGGAAGCCAGGUGGAGUAAGGAACUAAAACUCGAUCUUUCUAAAGGGAUGCGAGUGGUGGGGAGUGGGGAUGGUACGACCACCACCUGCAUGGGAACAUCUGCUGUAGCGGCAUGCAGCGCAUUGGCCAGUACGUCCGUUGGCUCUCUCGCGUCUGUUUGUACCACGGCGUUGUUCGACGGCAUCGAGGACGCCCCAGAAUCGACUAAAUCGGCAUCGGAGAAACUAAAGCGGCUCAUGGACACUACGAACAAGCUCAGCCCGAAGGUGUACUGUGGCCAGGUGCACAAAUCGCUGGUGCACAGCUUGGAGGAUAUCAAUUCCAGCAUGGAGUACGCGCGGCCACCUUUUUGUCAUUCACAUUCCGGAAAGCCCGAUAAGCCUCGUCCGUGGGGAAGCCUGCAGGAGAUACGGAACUUUAGGAGCAGCGCCUCCGACAACUGCAUAUAUGGCAGUACAGAGUCCUGUGACAAAAGCAACGACUGCAAAGGAGUACACACGUGGGCAAACGGAUUUGAAAAGCUGCUGGAGGAUCCAAAAGGCUUGCAAACGUUCGCUGUGUUUCUCAAGAAGGAGUUUAGUCAUGAAAAUAUUUAUUUCUGGGCUGCUUGUGAGAGAUAUAAAGAUACUAAAGAUAUUGCUGCGCGCCGUCGAUUAGCUUGCCAGAUAUAUCAGCGUCAUUUAUCGAGCACAGCCGCCGAGCCAGUAAACGUUGAUAGUCAUGCGUCGGGACAAAUUACCCAAGAACUACUCGAUGAAGCACCCGCGGAUCUAUUUCUGCAGGCUCAGAAACAAGUAUUCAAUCUAAUGAAAUUUGACAGUUACCCCAGAUUUUUGCGAUCAGAACUUUACCGUUCGUGCUUGGAAUCAGGAAGCGCUAUAGUCGAUACGGAAGACUGUGAUCUACAAGUGACAAGUUCGCCUAGCGUAAAAUUGAAGAAAAGUCAUUCCGACGCGGAGGAUCGUUGUCGAAAAUCAAUUCUUCCCUGGAACAGAAAGAAUAGAUCUAAAUCGAAAGAUCGUGGUGAAUCCGAGUACAACAAAGUCCCUAGCCGAAGUGAGACUAUAUAUAAGAGUUUUACAGUUAUUAAGAGGGAGACGGAAGGUAACAAUAACGAGGAUAGUGUAUCAAUUUCCAGUAGUCGAUCGUCAUUAGCAUCGUGGGAUUUGGCAUUACGUCAGUCAUUUAAUAAGCACUCUGUGUUGUCCUGUGACGGACAAACGAAUGAAAAGAAAGACGCUCGCGGCAAGUGUACGGGAUUAUGUCGAGUAAUAUUACCGGAUGGCUCCACCACGGUAGUGACGACUAGCCAGACCGAGACUAUUAAAGACGUGGUUACCCGUCUCCUCGAUAAGCGAGCCCUACGAUAUUCCAACUAUGACGUUCUGAUACUAGCGACGGAUGAGAUGGUGGACACAAAAUGUUUUUCGUCAGUAUUAGCAGGCCAGGAAGUGGAAGUCGUUCUCACAAAAGUUUUAAAGGUAGAACUACCUUCGCGAAGGAUAAUAAGCGUUGUCACGCACAAGGGUAAAACUCUGAAAGAGGUUCUCAGGCCUCUACUAAAUAAAUAUGGCUUCAAUUUAGACUUAAUUAGUAUUUGGAGCGAGGGUCAUUGCGUUCCUAUGGAUAUUAUGGCCAUUAAUGCUCCCACGCGCCUUAUCGUAGUGGCAAAUGAGGAAGAUUUACAACGAGAGUUGCAUACUGCCAAAUAUUUGGAUCAAGUACCACAUGUACAGCAAACCUUGGACGAGAUUACGAAUAGAGUAUUCGAGGAACUUUUAGUCGGGAAAAGUAAAAAUAAAUAUCAGUAUAGCGAAGGAUCUUGUAAAUCCGAUGAUCAACGUUCGGAAGGAUCUUCCGUACUGUCCAGUAAAUUCUUCCUUCGAGAUUCGACGAUUCAUGGAAAAAAGAAGGCAAAAUCCAAAUGCUGCAAUACAAGUGAGAAAGGUAGUACAAAUGAUUGCGCGCACGAGGGAGUGCCCGUUAUUAAAUCUCAACCCCCACUUAUCGCAAAGUGGCGUAAUGGCGUGAAAUUGCAACUUCCAGGCAGAUUCGACGGAGAUGACUUAUACGAGGGAUUGAAAAGGGCACAAAGAUCGAGACUGGAGGACCAGAGAGGAACAGAAAUAAAUUUCGAACUGCCGGAUUUCUUAAAGAACAAGGAGAAUGGGAAAUCAUCGGAUUCUAACAAGAUGCGAAGGACACGGGUGAUGUCGGCGAAUUGCGAGGGCACUACAAAGUUUUACGAUUCUAGCGAGGACAGGCAAAGCUGCAGCGGAUACGAGUAUCCCACGCAUGUAGCAAACGGAGCCGCGAACCAACGAAUUUCAGCGGUGGUUAAUAUUACGGAGCCUUUAAGUAAGUGUCUCGAUAACUCAUUCACCCUAGAUGGGGAUAGAACGUUAGUGGAUGCGGAUCAGACGAUCAUAGAGAACGGUACCAACUCGCAAUCGAGGAGUCCGCAUUCAGCAAGUUACAGCAUGGGCGCCAAGCUAUCGAAACCGCCGCCGUUACCGCCGAAACCUAAAAACCUCGUCGUCAACGUAGUGAAAAGCGGGUAUAUCAUGUCUCCCAAAACAACUCUACAAAGGCCUAACCACGUGAUUGAGUGAGCAACAACUGAAUCCUCUAAAGAGAGAAAUAUUUUCGAAUUAACGUAGAACUUUUUUUCGUUCAGUGCAACAUUCCAUGUGAUGCCGCGAUCAUUGGCCAAUACGACAAAAGCCUUUAUCAUGUUUAAAAAGUUAAAAGCCUUCAUAUAGUACAAUAUAUAUAUGAAAGUUUACUUGGACGAAGAAAAGAUAGAGAUACUACUAAUCGCAUUCCCCUAUGCAUUCCUCUAUCAUGUAUUCACAUCUCGCGAUUCUAUUGAGAAAAUGUUCUGUCCCGUCUGUGCCUUAACGCUAAAAUGCUAUAUCGUAUGUAAGUUUUAUGUGUUAAGUAACGCUUUUAACGGUAUAUUAAGAUUAAUGUAAUGUGUAUAUAUAUAUAUAUAUAUAUAUAUAUAUAUAUAUAUAUAUAUUUCAUGAUUAAGCUCGUGUAUGUUCUUUACGAAUGUUCUUUAUAUUAUAUAUUUAUAAUACAUGUGCUAAAUUAAAUUAAAUUUAUUUUCCAUUGAAAUUGUCUUUUAAAACAACUUCUGACUUUGGGAUUUACUCAUUAAUUUUUAUCUUUUUCUCAAUUAAAAAUAAAUAAUAAUCAUGUUGCCGUUAUACGUAAAAUGGACGUGUGAGUAAUAAUAUGGUAAUACAAAGUGACACGAUAUAGCGUUCUAGAGUUAAAUUAGGUAACGUAAGGAAUACUUAUACGCAAUAUACAUAUAUACAUAUUUUUGUUAUACGUGAAGAAUUUCUUCUAUGAUGAAAUUGUCCUGAUCGGAGAAACGAGAACAGUCCAGGUGACGAUAAUUUAUGCGCUUAUUACGUGAUUAUAUAGGGAUAAAUGUUUAUAAAAAAAAGAAGCUCUGAUCCGGAGCAUAGUAGAAUAGCAAAAAGCUAGCGAUUUAUUUUCAGUAACUUUAUUAAUUAAUUAUAUAAUAAUUACCAAGAAAAUCGCACUGUAUUGGUAUAAAGUUCAUCAUCCACGCAUCAUGCUGGACAAAAGUGUACGUGCGUUGCCUUGUAACAACGAGAAUACUCAUUAGAGAAUUGUGCAAAGUAUAAACUUAUUACAUAUCGUAUUGGUGGAGCACCUACUGCGACGUGCUAAUAUAUUGUAUUACUCGUACUUGACUACCUGACUUAUAGAGAAACUAAUAAAUUUUCUAAAUUUUAUA
Messenger RNA from Ooceraea biroi (clonal raider ant), 5102 nucleotides. It is a transcript of the gene loco, whose product is annotated as regulator of G protein signaling family member locomotion defects. Gene Ontology annotation, cellular component: plasma membrane; cytoplasm; nucleus. The record is from RefSeq and is a predicted model, not a curated record. Lineage: Eukaryota; Metazoa; Arthropoda; Insecta; Hymenoptera; Formicidae. Gene Ontology annotation, biological process: regulation of G protein-coupled receptor signaling pathway; signal transduction. Gene Ontology annotation, molecular function: GTPase activator activity; protein binding.